UGUUUUUUCCAGACUCCAGAACAGAGAAAUGCUCUUUUAAUAUUCACAACAAACAAGCAACUAGAAUCCCUUCAAUUACUCAACUUAACAUUUAAAGCAAUAUCAGGGCCAGAAGAUCAUCGAAUAUUGAAGCUUAAUGCUAAAGUUUUGGUUCUUUUUGAGGAUUUAAUUGAUUCUGUGGAAUUAAAUAAACAAUUAAAUUUAUUAAAAAUAUUUUUAAUUAAACAAAAAUUUUAUUCCAAAUGGAAUUGGCGUUUUGGACAUUUGGCUGCUAUUUUUAAUAAAUUUGAGCAUUUUUCGAAGGAAUUUGGAAGAAAUGAGGGAAUUGAUGGAGAAGAAAAUGUUUGGGUUAGAAAAAUUCUCCAAUUUAAUUUCCAAUUGUCGCUCACCCAGCGUUCGUAUUGAAUUACUUCGCCUUAUUCGUACAAAACUUUUGGCAAAUUACGCUGCUUAUUUCAACUUUCCAUCUGUGCUUUUGAGUGAAAAUGCUGAUCAAUUAGCUACGGAAACAAUAAAUAGUCUUUGCUUUGGAAGAGGUUUGGUAAUAAAUUUUUUUAAGUCGAAAAAAAAUAAAAAUAAGUCUUUGAUUCUGUGUAACAAAUUAAAAGUUAACAAGGGCGUAGCCAGGGGAACGCUAAGUAAACGCCAAAAUUUUGGCGUACAUCUAAUUUUAACCUCCCAGAAAUCGACCCCCUAA
Messenger RNA from Meloidogyne enterolobii, 697 nucleotides. The record is from the annotation of a GenBank genome assembly. Lineage: Eukaryota; Metazoa; Nematoda; Chromadorea; Rhabditida; Meloidogynidae.